Molecule: messenger RNA, 2841 nt
Organism: Nerophis ophidion (straightnose pipefish)
Lineage: Eukaryota; Metazoa; Chordata; Actinopteri; Syngnathiformes; Syngnathidae
Gene: tmco6
Product: transmembrane and coiled-coil domains 6
Exons: 13
Coding region: 144-1661 (505 amino acids)
Molecular function (GO): protein binding
Source: RefSeq, a predicted model, not a curated record
UUUGUGGUGGUCACAUUUUAAAUGCCGAAGAAGACGUUCUUCAGGGGGAGCUAAAGACUGUGACCCUGUCGAAUUAACUUCAUUAAAAUAUAUGUAUAUUAGUAUUAUAUUUUAUAUAUAUGUAUGUAUAUAAACAGUAAAAUAUGUGGAGGUUAAGUAGAGUCUGCCAUAAAACUCGUCGAGCUGGCUACAGCUUGGAGGACUUCAGGUUAAAGAGACGAGAACACGAAAAAGCUCUUCGUCAGGCUCGCAGAGACAAACAACUGGUGAGCAAGAGACUCCUGCUGAAUGAUGAAGAGGUGCAGCAAGAAGCCACCAUGGACACUUCCUCUGAGGAAAAGGAUAUUGUCGCUUUGUUCAACCAACUUCAACACAGUGGUCCUGAGAAGGAAGCCGUCCUCAAAACCUUGAGCCUAUUUCUCCGUGACUCGUUGACUCAACUCACCUUCAUCAAGCAAGAAAACAGUAUCCACAUGCUUGUUGGCUUCCUCACCGGCACCAACACUCGAUGCCGCCUGCACUCUGUCCGCUGUCUCCACGAGCUGUCUCACUCCUCUCACCCUAGUGUGGCGUCGGCCUGUCUGCCCGCCACCCCUUACCUCCUCACCUAUCUGUCUGGACAAAGCACCAGGUUCACCGAGCUUUGUCUCUACACGCUCGGCAACUUGUGCCCGGACAGCGACCUCGUGAGGGACAAACUUCUGGCUCAGGGAAUCAUACCAGCGCUUGCCAACUGUAUGGAGAACCAGAAGCAUAAUUCGGUGGUAGUGGAAGCUGUGGGCUUCACUCUUUCUCAGCUUCUCCAAACCAAAGAAGCAGCAAGCAAAGUAAUUCCGUGUGUUCUGGCCUCCAGUUUACCUACACAACUCUUAGCAGUUCUGACACCCGACCAUCAUUUUUCAUUGGGCCCCGCCAUCGAGUGUGCAUGGUGCUUACACUACCUUACAUGCAGUUGUGAGGAAAACAAAGAACUGUUGGCUUGUGGAGCACUGUUGCAGUGCAGUACCUUGAUCGUGUCGCUUGGCGGUGCUGCUGCUCAAGGAAACAAAGAGGAUGGGCUCGAACUGCUGAUUUGUCCUCUACUGAGGUGCAUGGCCAACUUGCUGUCCUCCUGCACGGCAGACCAGCCAAGCGCCUGCCUGACGGACGUGAAGCUGGCGGCCGCUCUGUGCGCGCUGCUUCAGGCUUACGUGCGGACUCGACCCGCCUUGGCCAGGGAGACCGCAUGGGUCCUCAACAACCUCACAGCUCAGUCCAGCUUUUUCUGCUCGGCCCUGCUGACUCUCAACUUGGUCCCGGGACUUCUCCAACUUCUGCCGUUCUCUCAGGGCAUCAACACAAUGAUCCUGAGAGUUCUAGCAAAUGUGGCCCACAGCAAAAAGGAGUUCUGCGUGCAGCUGGCACACGCGGGGCUGCCGUCUUCUCUCUUGGCCACGCUCAAAAUGGCCGAUCGUGAGGCGCUGAGCCUGAGUAUGGACGUCCUUUACAUGCUGCUAGCUAGUAGUCCUCAAGUGGUAGAGGACUUUGUCAGGCAGGGCGGCAUUUCGCUUCUAGAAAGUUUUCAAUACCACAGCGAAGAAGACUUGAGGAGAAGGGCCGCGUACCUCCUGGAGCGCCACCUGUUGUCUUCUUCUUCACACGGGGACAUCACGCCUUCUUGACCCAACAGCAAGUUGGAAAGAUGUGUGCACUGACAUUAUGUACAUAUGACAAUAGAAUACUACGUUUUAACAUAUAUGAAAGGGGCAAGCGGUAGAAAAAUGGAUGGAUGGGAUGGUGUUUACUCUCUAACAAACUUGUACAAAUGUAUUAAACAGGAAAUAGUGCCAGAAGUCAGGAAACACUUUGCGAUCUGCAGUAAAUGUUACAUACACUGUAUAUUUUGCCAAUAUUAUAUUCAUCCAUUAUCACUGAACAUUUUAAUAAUUAAGAUUUGUCUAGUACCCUAAAAAUCCUUCUGUUUUUCAUUACUACCCAUUACUUUUUGUACUCAACCAGGGGUCCCCAAACUUUAUGACUCGGGGGGCCACAUUGGGUUAAAAUAAUUUGGCUGGGUUUUGUGUGUGUGCGUGCAAGAGAAGUCAAUUUGUACAACUUCAUCAACAAUAUUUGCCUGAGCGGCUGGACAGGACAAAUAAAAAAAAAAAAAUGUAUGAAUUUUUUUCCCCUUUGUUUGGAGAGGUCUUGCGGGCCGGAUUGUGGACGCUGGCAGACAGAAUCCGGUCCGCGGGCCAUAGUUUGGGGACCCCACUACUCAAUAAUUCUAAACUUGGACCUGGAUGGUGUUCUGUCUCCCGGAAGAAAGUUUGCAUAUUACAUGUUUUUUUAAAUGUCUAUUAAUUUGAAGUGCUGUGAUGAUCAUAACUUGGAAUACUUUUACCCCUCAGGUCAAUUCUUAAACUGAUUGUGGAUAUUAUUCUAUAUCAAAAUGUCCAAGAUUGCUUCCUGUAUCUUACCUAAUGGAACAUAAAUUAUUAUUUUAGCACCUUUUUUCUACAGUUGUUAAAUAAAUGAUGAGGAUGGCUAACACAACAAUUUUUUAUUGUAAGCAAAGAGAAUGCACGUCUUUCAGCAUUUUGUUUUUAUUUCACUAACAUUUGCAAUCUGACAUUGAAUCAGAUGAGAUUGUGGAAUUUAUAUAUUUUUUAAUCAUUGUCUCCUCAAAUUACCCCAUGUUGCGGCCUGCAGGUCAUUUUUAACGGCCCCACGGUACAUUUAAAAAAUACAAUUGAAAAAAAUUAAAAACAUAAAAAAUUAUAUUAAAGGGCAAACAGGUGAAAUGUAACAAGAACAUUUUGCAAUGCUUUAAUAACACAAAGCUGCCAUGCAGGCUGUUUCUUU